This is a messenger RNA of Porites lobata, 702 nucleotides long. The record is from the annotation of a GenBank genome assembly. NCBI's taxonomy places the organism in Eukaryota, Metazoa, Cnidaria, Anthozoa, Scleractinia, Poritidae.
GUUGCUCCGUGGUUCGACAAGUCAACGGAAGUUAGUAAAGUUACCAUUGUGGAAGGGCAAGACGUUUCUCUUGCGUGCGCGGCCCAGGGAUUUCCACUUCAUGUUGAAUGGAAGCUUCAGAAGGAUAGCGAGGACUUCGUACGGUCCUGCAUAAGUGAGAUCAUAUGUUUUAUAAAAUUAGAGAAAUUUAUGUAGUUGUACGUUAAUCUGGGUAAAGCUUUAUUAGCUGCCAAGCAAUGAAAAUCGACACCAACGGGGGCAAACAAUGAUUCAAAUAAGUGGUGAAGAGCUGGACUCUUAUAGGUGUUUUUAUUGAGCACAUAACGAUCUUUCUUGUUAAAGCACGUGCACAAUGCCUAGAGAACUAUUUGUUUUAAGAAAAAUGGGAAAUGAACAUUCCACAACCAAAUUAACCGAUUGCUUUCAGCAUUUUGAAAAUUUCAUGUGGGCUUCACAAUGUUGUGUGUUAAAAUUGUGGGAGUGUCCUUUUUGUGUACCACAAAUUGAGCUUUCACUUUGUUUUUUUUUUUCCUCUAAGAUGGCUCAGAUGGAAAAUACCAUGUUCAUCGCAGCGGAAUUUACGAUCCUUAUGUGCUGACUGUAUCUGAUGUGCGGUAUGCUGAUCUCGGAUCUUACUACUGUUGCCUUCCGUCUAACUGUUCGGGCAAUAUCCAAGAUAACUGCCAACACUUUGUUCUCCGA